Messenger RNA from Lagopus leucura (white-tailed ptarmigan), 1884 nucleotides. RefSeq names its product D-2-hydroxyglutarate dehydrogenase (gene D2HGDH). NCBI's taxonomy places the organism in Eukaryota, Metazoa, Chordata, Aves, Galliformes, Phasianidae. The transcript has 9 exons. Gene Ontology annotation, molecular function: FAD binding; catalytic activity. Bases 1 to 1626 code for a protein of 541 amino acids. The record is from RefSeq and is a predicted model, not a curated record. Gene Ontology annotation, cellular component: mitochondrion.
AUGGGGAUCUCCGCAGGCUCCGGCCGCCCCGUGCGGCACGGCUGGGCGCAGCUGAGGCGGCUGGCGGGAUCGUGCGGGACGUGGCGACCGCAGAGCCCGGCCCCUGAGCUGCGGCGGCCGUGCCGCGCUGCUGUCGGGUCCCGGCAGCGCCCUGGCAACGCCCUGCACACCGCCCGGCCCCGCAGCCAGGAGGUCCCGCUCACCUGCGAGCGCUACGGCCUGCGGCGGCUGCCCUUCGCCCGCCUCGGCAGCGGCGAUGCGGCUUUCUUUGAGGGCCUCAUGCCGGGCAGGGUGUGCUCGAACCCCGAGGAGCUGAAAUCCUCUAAUGUGGACUGGCUGAAAUCAGUCCGAGGCUGCAGCGAGCUGUUGUUGAAGCCAAAGACAGCAGCAGAGGUGUCUCAAAUUCUCAGGUACUGCCAUGAGAGGAACCUGGCAGUGAGCCCACAAGGGGGUAACACAGGCCUUGUUGGGGGCAGCGUUCCCGUCUUCGAUGAGAUCAUUCUGUCCACUGCUCUGAUGAACAAGAUCAUCAGCUUUGACCCGGUGUCUGGAAUCCUGGUGUGCCAAGCUGGCUGCAUCCUAGAGAAACUCAAUGAGUACUUGGAGGAGCGGGGCUUUAUCAUGCCCCUUGACCUGGGAGCCAAAGGCAGCUGUCACAUCGGUGGCAAUGUGGCCACAAAUGCCGGAGGCCUGCGGCUGCUGAGAUACGGCUCUCUGCGAGGGACUGUGUUGGGGCUGGAAGUGGUGCUGGCAGAUGGCACAGUUCUGGACUGUUUGGCAUCGCUGCGCAAGGAUAACACUGGCUACGAUUUGAAGCAGCUUUUCAUUGGAUCUGAGGGGACUUUAGGUGUCAUCACAGCUGUCUCUAUACUCUGCCCCCAGAAACCUAAAGCUGUGAAUGUGGCGUUCCUAGGAUGUCAGGAUUUCUCUCGGGUUCAGGAAACGUUUACGACCUGCAGAGCCAUGCUGGGAGAGAUCCUGUCUGCCUUUGAGUUCAUGGAUGAGAAGUGCAUGGAACUGGUUGAGAAACAUCUUGGGCUCUCCAACCCGGUGAGAGGCAGCCCUUUUUAUGUUUUAAUUGAAACUUCGGGCUCCAACUUGAGGCACGAUGAAGAAAAAUUGAACAGCUUCCUGGAACAGGCCAUGACUUCUGGUUUAGUCACUGAUGGAACUGUGGCAGUGGAUGAUAAGAAAAUAAAGGCACUGUGGAGCCUGAGGGAGAGGAUCACAGAGGCGCUCAGUCGUGAUGGCUGUGUGUACAAGUAUGACAUCUCCCUCCCUGUGGGAAAGCUGUAUGAUCUUGUGACUGACAUGAGAGCUCGACUGGGCCACAGUGCCAAGAACGUGGUGGGCUAUGGCCACUUGGGAGAUGGAAACUUGCACUUGAACGUCACGGCAGAGUCCUACAGCCAUUCCCUUCUGGAUGCCAUCGAGCCAUUUGUGUACGAGUGGACAGCAAGAUACAAUGGCAGCAUCAGUGCAGAGCACGGGCUGGGCUUCAAGAAGAAGCAGUUCAUUCAGUACAGCAAACCCAACGAGGCAAUCUUUCUAAUGCAGCGUUUCAAAGCCAUGUUGGACCCCAAAGGAAUCCUCAAUCCAUACAAGACGCUGCCCUCCAGCCCCUGAGCAGAAACCAUCGCGUGAGGACGGCGUCUCUGCUCAGGACCCACAUGCUCCAGUUCGUGGUUGAAGUGCAAGCACAAGGAAUGUUCCCUGCCUUCCUUCCUUAGCGUGAUGGAAGAAGUGAAGGAAUGUGCUUCCUCUUUUCCAGGGCGUCUGCUCUUUCUGAAGAAGAACACGUUACUGAUUUUGGCAGUAUGGGUUUUCUGUUUAAUCUGAACCUUGACACCAAGCACACAAAUAUAUAUAUAUAUAUAAAUCUUA